AUGGCAAACGGAGAUAUAUUGAGUGUGAAAGCUAGCACUGAUGAAUUAUCGGAGGAAGAUUUGUGUCGAUUGAACCUUAUUACAAGGAAUUUGCAGGAAGUGCUAGGAUUGGAGAAAAUUAUAAAACAGUUAGCCUCGAAAAAAAACAUUCAUAUCUACUGGGGCACGGCGACUACGGGAAAGCCGCAUGUAGGAUAUUUUGUACCGAUAAGAAAAAUUGCUGAUUUUUUGUCCGCUAAUCUGAAGGUGACAAUAUUGUUUGCUGAUUUGCAUGCCUUUUUGGAUAAUUUAAAGAGUACUUGGGAAGUUCUAGAUAAUCGGGUAUUAUAUUAUGAAAAAGUAAUCAAGGCACUGCUUACCGCAUUGCAUGUGCCAUUGGACCAACUACAUUUUGUUAGAGGAACAUCGUAUCAACUAUCGAGGGAAUAUACAUCUGAUUUGCUUCGAUUAUGUAAUAUUGUAACAAGGAGAGAUGCUUUACGUGCUGGCGCUGAAGUAGUGAAGCAAGUGGCAUCACCUUUAUUAAGCGGUUUACUUUAUCCAUUAUUACAAGCUUUGGAUGAACAGUACUUGAAAGUUGAUGGUCAGUUUGGUGGAGUGGACCAAAGGAAAAUUUUUAUUCUGGCUGAGGAACAGCUUCCAAAGCUAAAAUUGGGUAAAAGGUUUCAUCUUAUGAAUCCUAUGAUACCUGGAUUGCAAGGAUCGAAGAUGAGCAGUUCAGAAGAAAAUUCGAAAAUUGAUUUGCUGGAUGAAGCAGAUGUUGUGCGGAGGAAGAUUGAUAGCGCUGUCUGCAGUCCUGAUUCCGCUGAAAACGGUGUACUAGCUUUUUGUGAAUACGUUUUAUUUCCAAUUGUUUCACCGAAGACGAUUACUUUUGAUGCAAGAGAAUACGAUAACUAUAAGAACUUAUUUGAAGAGUACAGUAUGGGAAGGAUCUCUGAAACUGGCUUGAAAGAGACUGUUAAAUGCGGAGCUGUUCCGUUGGCGCGUGAGGUUUUUAAGGAAUUCAUUUGUAAAUUACUGGAAGAAGUACAGAAGAACUGUGUGGAUGGCGAAAUGAUAUCAUUAUUAGAAAAAGGAUAUUCCAAAAAUAUGUUUGAUAACAGUUUACCACACUCUGUCAGUCUCGCAACUGAUGGCGUCACACUGAAUGAAGCAGAAGAUCAAAGGUUUCGAGAAAUCACCUGUGAUACUGAAUUGGUCAGUGGUGAAAUAUGGCUUAAGAGACGAAUCAAAGAAAAUAGUUUGUUACGUGUUGUUUAUAUGAUAGCGCCGAAAGGUCGCUUCCACCUUGGUUUUGUUAUUCCGCUUUUCAAAUUGAAGAAACUGCAGUUGCUGGGGAAUGUUUCAUUAACGGUAGUUUUGGCUGAUAUCGAUGCCUUUUUGGAUAAUGAAAAAUGCUCAUGGAAUAUUCGAGAAGCACGCUGUGAUUAUUAUACUGUGAUUUUGCAGCAGAUUUUUAGUAUGCUUGACUUGAAAAAUGUUGAAAUUAUUAGGGGAUCGAGCUACCAAUUAGAACCGGAAUAUACUUUGGAAAUGUAUCAGAUGGCUUCGAAAGUAACUCGAGAUGAAGCAUCCAUUUUGGACGGAGUAACAUUGUGCUCAUUGUUAUCACCUUUGUACUUCACCAUUGAUCAUUAUCGUAUGAAUAUUGAUAUUGUCGUUAUGGGUGAGGAAAUGCGUCCUUUUUCGGAGUUCUCUGAGCAGACGAUGCAACGGCGUGGGCAACAGCCUCGUGCGCAUCUGUUAGUUCCAGUUUUGCCAUCUAUGUCGGGCAGUAAAAUGUCUGCAUCGGAUCCUGAAUUUCAUUUGGAUCCUCUGGAUACACCAAAGCAGGUUAAGCAGAAAAUCGCACGUUCAUUUUGCGAACCUGGUAAUUUGAAAGGCAAUAUCGCUUUCGAACUUGCAAAGCAUUUUAUAUUCUUAUAUUUUGGAUCAAAGUUAUUAAUCGAACGCUCGGAAGAAAACGGUGGAAAUAUAGAAGUUAAUGGUUGUGAUGAAUUGGAAAGAAUAAUUGUGGAUGGAAGUUUACAUCCUGCAGAUUUAAAGGCAGUAGUUGUAUCUAAAAUCAAUCAGUUCUGCGACCCCAUUCGAACAUGCUUUAAUACGAAAACAAAAUUAAUAUCUGCGGCAUUCCCUAGUAAAAAAGGUGGUAAAAAGUAG
Messenger RNA from Acanthocheilonema viteae, 2163 nucleotides. The record is from the annotation of a GenBank genome assembly. NCBI's taxonomy places the organism in Eukaryota, Metazoa, Nematoda, Chromadorea, Rhabditida, Onchocercidae.